UCCCGCAGAUUGUGUUAGGUUGCGGAUGAGCGCCUGAGUCCAGGAACGCGAAACCCCCUCAUUUUUCUGAAUUCUCGGGGAAUCUAAAAUAUUUGAACCCUAAAACUCAAGAGAUGUAUUUCUUCUCAUUCGACACCUUCCCGCUUACUUAACCUUUCCAAAUCUGUAGACCUGGUUGGUCUCCUUGAAGUUGUCAGUCAGGCAAUCUACUGGGCACUCCAACGGCGGGGUCCUCACGGCCUACUCCGCUGCCUCAGUCCCGGAGCGGAGAGGACCCGGCGCCGAAUCACUGACAGGCCCAGGUGUCGGGAAAAUGAUCCACAGUCUAUUUCUCAUAAACUGUUCCGGUGACAUAUUUCUAGAGAAGCACUGGAAGAGUGUUGUGAGCCAAUCUGUCUGUGAUUAUUUCUUUGAAGCUCAAGAGAAAGCUGCUGAUGUUGAAAAUGUACCACCUGUCAUUUCAACACCUCACCACUACCUCAUCAGUAUCUAUAGGGAUAAGCUCUUCUUUGUGUCUGUCAUACAGACUGAAGUGCCACCUCUCUUUGUAAUUGAAUUCCUACAUCGAGUUGCUGACACUUUUCAGGACUACUUUGGUGAGUGUUCAGAGGCUGCAAUUAAGGAUAAUGUGGUCAUAGUGUAUGAGCUCUUGGAAGAAAUGUUAGACAAUGGAUUUCCACUGGCUACUGAAUCUAACAUUUUGAAAGAACUGAUUAAACCACCAACAAUUCUCCGUUCUGUGGUCAACUCUAUUACAGGCAGUAGUAAUGUUGGGGACACACUCCCCACUGGGCAGCUGUCCAACAUCCCAUGGCGCCGGGCAGGAGUAAAGUACACAAAUAAUGAAGCCUAUUUUGAUGUCGUUGAAGAAAUAGAUGCAAUUAUAGAUAAAUCAGGAUCUACAGUCUUUGCAGAAAUUCAGGGGGUCAUUGAUGCUUGCAUUAAGUUAUCCGGAAUGCCUGACCUUUCCCUUUCUUUCAUGAACCCCAGGCUGCUAGAUGAUGUCAGCUUCCACCCCUGCAUCCGGUUCAAACGUUGGGAAUCUGAAAGAGUUUUGUCAUUUAUUCCUCCAGAUGGAAAUUUCCGACUCAUAUCAUAUCGGGUCAGCUCACAAAAUCUAGUGGCAAUACCAGUGUAUGUGAAACAUAGCAUCAGCUUUAAGGAGAACAGUUCUUGUGGCAGAUUUGAUAUUACAAUUGGACCAAAGCAGAAUAUGGGAAAAACUAUUGAAGGAAUCACAGUGACAGUUCACAUGCCAAAAGUUGUGCUGAAUAUGAACCUGACACCAACACAAGGCAGCUAUACAUUUGAUCCAGUUACCAAGGUACUAACAUGGGAUGUGGGGAAAAUUACUCCACAAAAGCUCCCAAGUCUUAAAGGACUGGUAAAUUUACAGUCUGGAGCACCCAAGCCAGAAGAAAAUCCAAGCCUCAACAUACAGUUCAAGAUCCAGCAGCUUGCUAUUUCAGGCUUAAAAGUAAACCGCUUGGACAUGUAUGGGGAGAAGUAUAAGCCAUUUAAAGGAGUCAAAUACGUCACAAAAGCUGGAAAGUUCCAAGUGAGGACAUGAGAAGAGGCCAAAAUCCUUCGAGAUCUGUUUGUUUUCUCAGUGUCAUUAUAGUUUGUUACUAUGAGGUACCAAGUGGGUGGGAAUACUUAUUCUAGUUAAAGCAUUUGUGUGAGCUAUACGCCGCUAACAGAGUUGCUUAGUGCUCCAUGUAGGGUUCUUAAGGAGCUUUAAGCUAAGGUAAUUUUUUAAUAACUUAGCUUGUUUUGUAUCUUUUACUUAGGAAGAUUUUGGGGGUGAUUUUCUCCAUAGGGGGCACCAGCUGGAGGUUGCACAUUGUAACAGUAAAGGCAGAAGGCUACAGUGAUAACCUCUCUCCUAAAACAAGUGAACUGAUCUCAGCCAGCAGCUGUCUUCAUCUGUAAUGUGAUGUGUCAAGUGCAGCCAAAUAUCACACCUGAUCUUAGCCAUCCCAAAUCAGCAUCUGUUCCAAGAGGAAAUUCCCUCCACCCCAAGAAGUUUACAAAAAAACUGCCUCUUCAAGUGUUUGCCUUAUUCAGCUUUUCACUUGUGCCAUUAAGCAAGCACUGUAGCAGAAGCCACCUCCACAUGCCCUGGCAAGGAGCACUGCUGCUCCACGCUCCAUUCUCACUGUACUUGGUAUUGUAUUUUUUAUAAAUAAGAUUUCUAUGUAAA
Molecule: messenger RNA, 2203 nt
Organism: Myotis brandtii (Brandt's bat)
Lineage: Eukaryota; Metazoa; Chordata; Mammalia; Chiroptera; Vespertilionidae
Gene: AP3M1
Product: adaptor-related protein complex 3, mu 1 subunit
Exons: 9
Coding region: 314-1570 (418 amino acids)
Biological process (GO): intracellular protein transport; endocytosis
Cellular component (GO): clathrin adaptor complex; cytoplasmic vesicle
Source: RefSeq, a predicted model, not a curated record